AUGGACGGCCACACGCCCACUCUUUCUCCAGAUAUGGAGGAGCAAAUACGAGGGAUGAUCCUGUCUGAGAGCCCAUCCACGUCUUCAGGACCAUUCGAUGCAAGCGCCGGCAACACUGCGCAUCCGGCUGUCCGCCUGCCGCCAUCGACCAUGUACGGCCAACCACCCCCCAAGCAAUUCGCUCCACCACCGUAUCCGCAAAAUCAAGAACAGUUUCAUCAUCAGCGUCAGCAACCGGAUCGCCGCUGGCAAGGUGAGCGCAACUUCAACGCUGCCGGCGGAGUACCUCCUCCCCAGAACCCACCAUACGGUAGGCAACAGCAACCCCCGUACGCUCAACGUCCAGCGCGUGGAAACUACAGCCAACAGCAUGGCCACUACCCUCCGCCAAAUGGCCGCGGCGGACCACCUCCUUCCUUCGCGACUCCACACCAACAACGAGCCAGGCACCAGCAACAAAUGCAACUGGAUCCCAAUGCUUUCCAACGAGGCGGCUUUGCUCCACCACCCAGAGGACGCGGUCAAGGCCCACAACAACUCUUCAACCCACACCAGCCUCGUGCGCCCAUGCCCAACCAAUGGUGGGAGCCGCCCGCGCGGCAGAAGCAGUACCUAGAGACUCUAGCUGCCGAGCAGAUCUCCAAAGUCGAGAUGAGCUCUUCCGAAUACCGGGAGAAGGAGUCGUUCCGCGCCACCCUCGAGCGCAUCUGCCUUGAGGUCUGUGAGAGUAACCCGGAUCGCCUACCCAGGAUCUCGCUCGAGCCUUUCGGCAGCUUCAAGUCGGGUUUUGCGUCAGCUGGCUCGGACAUGGAUCUUGUCAUAGUAGUCAAGGACCGAAGUUCGACCACUGCCUGCUUCUCUCUACUGGAAGAUGACCUGCCGCGAGCGCUAGAGAAGCGACUCCUCGAGCUUGGUAUUGGCGCGAGGUUGCUCACGCGCACCAGAGUGCCCAUCAUCAAAGUCUGCGAGAAGCCGGAAGACGAGUUCCUGGGAAAGCUGAGGGAGGAGCGUGAGAAGUGGGACGUGCUUCCGGAGAAGGAGAAGUAUCCUCACCUGCAUUCAAGCGAUGACGAUGACGCUGCAGCUCAGGAGGAUCCGCCUAUUCAAACUCUUGAGGCAGAUGAGGCGGCUGACGUACCAAUUGCCACAGUCGUCGAUGGUGUCGACGCGGUGCCGCAGCCCAAGAGCAACGGAAAGAAUGGGACUACUGGUCAUGUAAACGGCCACACAACCAACGUCGUUCAUCAACAAGCGAAUGGGGUAAAGACUGGUCUUAGCAGCGAACCGACAGGGGCGAACGCAGCACAGAAACAACGCCGGCCUGACAACAAACCAUGGACCCGCGAGCGUAAAGCUGGACCACUCGACUUCCCCAGCUCUGGUGUUGGCAUACAGUGCGACAUCAACUUCUUCAACCCUCUGGGACUGCACAACACCCAACUGCUCCGUUGCUACUCACUUUCGGACCCUCGCGUACGACCAAUGGUCCUGUUCGUCAAGGCGUGGGCCAAACACCGUAAGAUCAACAGCUCGUACUCGGGCACAUUGUCCAGCUACGGGUUCGUGCUGAUGGUGCUUCACUAUCUCAUCAAUGUCGCCAACCCGCCGGUUCUACGCAAUCUUCAGGCUGGCCCGAUGCCUCCAGGUGUCUCGCUUCCAGAAGGUGUGGAGGUUGACGGCUGGCACGUCAGGUUCUGGCGCAAUGAAACAGAGAUAACCGAGGCGGUCCAGCGCAGACACAUGAGCAUCAACUCCGAACCAGUCGGGUCCCUACUAGCAGGCUUCUUCCACUACUACUCUUCUCUCGGCGGUGGCAACACUUUUCGCUGGAUGAACGAGGUGCUCUCACUACGCUCACCACAUGGGAUCCUCACAAAAGAAGAGAAAGGCUGGGUCCGCGCUGUGACUGAGGAGGGAGAGGGCAAGAAGAUCCAGCACCGGUACCUCUUCUGCAUCGAGGAUCCGUUUGAGCUCAGCCACAAUGUCGCCAGGACUGUGACGCACAAGGGAAUUGUGGCGAUUAGAGAUGAGUUUCGAAGAGCUCAUCGCAUUUUGCUGAGUGUUGGCUAUGGCAAUCCAUCUCAGGAUGGGGAGUUGUUUGAUGAUCUGGUGGAGGCGGAGGAGCUGCCAUCAGCGAAUACGGCGACUAAAAUGAACGGGACGACGAUGGGGCCAGACGAGCGAAACAAUACUGCGCAUCAGCAGCAGCGAGCUCCCACGCAUCAGCUGCCCCAUCGUCCUCGCUCAGGAGUCCAGCAGCAGCCGCUACCUUCCCGGCCCAACACCAAGCUCUUCAACCCAGGCGACAACGACGCUUUCCCAGCCCUCAGCACCCCAUCCCCCAAAGGACCGCAACCAAAGAAGAAGUCCAGGAAGAGCCCACAAGAGACCAAGGAUGUCGGUGAUGACUUCAGCGAGAUCUCUGGGGACAAGGCCAAGGCGAUCCUGGAGGAGGUGAAGCGGAAGAAGGACGAGAAGCAGGCGGAGGAUACGGCGACGCUGGCGGCGGAGAGCGUGUUGGAUGGGAUUGACUGA
This is a messenger RNA of Saxophila tyrrhenica, 2535 nucleotides long. RefSeq lists its product as uncharacterized. Lineage: Eukaryota; Fungi; Ascomycota; Dothideomycetes; Mycosphaerellales; Extremaceae. The transcript has a single exon. Gene Ontology annotation, molecular function: RNA uridylyltransferase activity. Bases 1 to 2535 code for a protein of 844 amino acids. Gene Ontology annotation, biological process: RNA 3'-end processing. The record is from RefSeq and is a predicted model, not a curated record.